CUGCUCCGCUCUCACUCGGUCCACAAGCACUCACACGCACACACACAUACACCCGCGCUCACCUGUUCCGCCGGCCCGCCACCCCCUCUCUCGACCUUACUGCGACCGCUCCCGUUCCGUUUCGUUAUUUUUUUUUCGUUACGAUUCAGUUGCCGUUUUAACUUCGCCGCGCGAGAAGCGGAAUCUUUUGUUAGUCCGCUCGUGGAAAAUCGGGAAAAUACUGCAGUGCCGCUGCACUGGUGCAGCUCGUACAUUUCGCUUCGUUUGGCGCCAAAUUUCGAAUCGCAUAUCCGCUGGCGGAUUGAAUUGGACCAAAGUUGAUCUUGCUUCACGUUUGCAUCCCACCCACCUACCAUCACCCCUCCCCCUGACAGUGCCCCCACGUACGCACGCCCCCCAACCCCCACCCCCCGCUAGACGACUCCCAUGGCAGCUAGCAAACUCCAUUGCGGCAAGCAAUUGACAGCCACACAUUCACAUUUCGAUGCGACAUGUGCGAAAAUCAGGGCCUUUUACUUUGACCUGGACAACACGUUGAUUCCCACCCGAGCCGGCGAUUCCAAGGCGAUCAGAAAGCUCGCGGAUGUUCUAGAGAGUCAGUACCAGUUCAGCAAAGAUGACGCCACCCAGGCCACCCAAAACUUUCUAAAGGCCUUCCGCCGUUGUCCGGACAACUCGCAAACGUCGCUGGACUCGUGGCGCACUCACCUGUGGCGCGAAUCCCUUCCAGCGCGCCACAAGCACCUGGCGGAGCAGAUCUAUCCCAAGUGGCUGAAGCUGCGGUAUCGCUACCUAGCCGUGCCCGCUGACUAUGUCCAGCUGCUGCUGCGAAUGCGCCAGGCGGGCUACGCCCUGGCCCUCAUCACCAACGGACCGUCGAACGCCCAGUGGGAGAAGGUGGCCGAGCUGAAUGUGCGCGGCUACUUCGACUGCGUGCUGGUCUCAUCGGAUCUGCCAUGGGAGAAACCGCAUCCGGAGAUCUUCUAUGCCGCCUGCAACUUUCUCAGUGUCAAGCCGCAGGAGUGCGUCAUGAUCGGCGACAAACUGGAGACCGACAUCAAGGGUGGUCACUUGGCCCAGCUGGGUCUCACCUUCUGGACGCCACUGAGCAAUAGCAGCUCGGCAGCACAAUCGCUGCAGGAUGUGGAGUACAAGCCGCACGUCAAGCUGGGCAACCUGCUGGAGAUGUACAAGUACUUUCCGCGCCUCAACGCCGUCGCCCUGCCGGAGACGCCGUCGACCUCCAGGAGACGUGGCAGCCACUUGAGUCCCACUGGCCAGGGCUCCGGUAGCGGUAGCAGCUCCAGCGCCAGUUGCGUGCCGGGUGCUGGCCAUGGAUACCAUCACCACCACCAGCACCAGCAGCUGCAGCAGCAUCAUCAUCAGCAGAGGCAGUGGCUCUAUCGACGAGGCGUUUCACUGCCCGCCAUGGAUUGCUCCAAUAGCGAGGCGGAGAACAGCUGCGACAGUUUUCUGUAGGCAGAGCAGAGGAUCUAGGGGAUCUAGGUGAUCGAAAGGAUCUAUUCGGAUCGAUACGGAUCGAGAGAUUGUUGAAAAAUGUACCUUCAGUUUACAAAACUAUAGCAAAAGAGGAUUGAGGAUCGUAGAACGGGUGUAAUAUUCACGGAUGGACGAUGGACGAUGGACAGCCAGGAGAAUUGGAAACAAAUGCAGGAAUUUAAAGUUCAACUAUUAGCGGGAGGAGCCCGGACGCACGGUGAAUCUCGAUAUCUGCCAUUAGACUAAAAUUAAGGCUAGCAAACAGCAUCGGAGCACACAAACAAACUACAGCAAACAAGUACAUGGAACAAACAAAACAAAUAGGAAAACAAAUGAGGAGGACAGGAAGCAAAGCAACCAAAUGUAUUUUUCUAAGCGAAUUUUCUGUCACAUAUUUUGUAAAUUGAUAUAACACGCAACUGAAAGUACGUCAAGGUAAACGUAAAACGCGACAAAGACAAAAAUAAGAAAAAAGUGAAAACGAUACAGUAAAGCAGACAAAAACCACAACACGAACCUCUUUCAGACUCUGCUGAAUGAUGAUGAAAAACAUAAACAAACAAAAAAAUACAAAAUACAAAAGAAACGACACGAAUAACCGAAUCACCCACAAAUCUGUAGUUAUGGUGUUAUGGCGAUGAUGGAUGUACGUGAAUGUUAACUAUUGUCUUAGUCGUAGCCUUUAGUCGGGUAUUGUAAUAGCGGCCUCUCGAAGCUGUGGGCCCACACUGUUGGCAAAUUGUUAUUUGCAACCACCACCACCACCUCCUCCCCAUUUACCCACCCCACCCUAUGCCACGCCCCAGACCCGCCCACAAGCCCCAGGUUGUUCAGCACCCACGCGAAAAGCAUCGUUGAUGAUAUAUGUAGAUGGCUCAUAUGCCGGAGCACUGUUGAUCAUUGGAAAUGGAAAAUAAAUGACACUGCAAAACCCAAAA
Messenger RNA from Drosophila teissieri, 2438 nucleotides. RefSeq names its product N-acylneuraminate-9-phosphatase. Bases 427 to 1479 code for a protein of 350 amino acids. Gene Ontology annotation, molecular function: hydrolase activity. The record is from RefSeq and is a predicted model, not a curated record. Lineage: Eukaryota; Metazoa; Arthropoda; Insecta; Diptera; Drosophilidae. The transcript is spliced from 3 exons.